Molecule: messenger RNA, 2636 nt
Organism: Lasiosphaeria miniovina
Lineage: Eukaryota; Fungi; Ascomycota; Sordariomycetes; Sordariales; Lasiosphaeriaceae
Exons: 4
Coding region: 134-2272 (712 amino acids)
Biological process (GO): mitochondrial translation; arginyl-tRNA aminoacylation
Cellular component (GO): cytoplasm; mitochondrion
Molecular function (GO): arginine-tRNA ligase activity; ATP binding
Source: RefSeq, a predicted model, not a curated record
AGUCCGCCAAAUUUUUGGUUGGGCAGAAUUCUGAGUCACCAGCAGUGCACUUGAUGGCAUCCAUUGCCCUUCAAUGCAGGCCGCCAAAGCUUAGGAAAGACUUGAGUAGGAUUGUCUUGUUGCGCGCCUUUUCAUGAUUGUCUGUACCCAGACCGCCGCCUCCACUUCUCUUCUCCGCGCAGCUUUUUCCUCUCGAACUUUUUCCAGAACUCGAAGUCUUUUGUGCACCUCUGUGCCCCACCACGUCAACAACCACACCCCAACGCCCAUUUUCGUAUCCUCGCCCGGCCGCGCCGUUCUUGAUCGCACCUUUCGCACCUUAUUUUCCCACCAAACUCGCAGAUUCGCAGCCAUGAGUACCCACGGUGCUAUCGACAGGCUGGCGACAAUGGUUGCGGGCAUGACCGUCGAUUCCAUCGCCGAGAAGUACCCGAAUACCUUCCCCGCCAUCAACCCAUUCGAUCUCUACCGCGGACAUCUCGCCAACGUGCUUGGCGAUAUCACCGGCGUCGACACCAAGAUCAUCUAUCCGAAUCUGUCAUGGACUCUAAGUCUCGAUAAAGGCGACCUGGUCUUGGCUGCUCCGUCGCUCAGAAUCAAGGGCAAGAAGCCCGACGAGCUGGCAAAAGAGUGGGCCGAAAAGUUCCCCGAGAACGAUCCCUUUUUUGACAAGCCGGUUGUGAUCAAUUACUUUCUGAGCUUCUACGUCAAGGGCACCCCGCUUGUCAAGGCUGUAAUCCCCUUGGUGCGCCAGUUGGGUGCUGACUACGGGCGCAACGCGAGCCUCGGUCUGAGGGACCCCAAAGAUCCCAGCAAGGGCAAAAAGCGAAUAAUCGUCGAGUUUUCCUCUCCCAACAUCGCGAAGCCCUUCCACGCCGGUCACCUGCGGAGUACAAUCAUUGGCGGUUUCAUCGCAAACGUCUACGAAGGAGCGGGGUGGGACGUCACCCGUAUAAACUAUCUGGGAGAUUGGGGGAAGCAGUAUGGCCUCUUGGCUUUAGCUUUUGAGAAAUACGGCGACGAGGAGGCGCUGAAGGCAGACCCCAUCAACCAUCUGUUUCAUCUUUACGUUCGGAUCAACUCGGAGAUGACGGCCGAGAAGGAGGAAACCGAGAAGCGGAAGCUGGCCGGAGAGGACGUCGCGGAACUAGAGGCCAAUAGUCUGGAUGAGCAGGCCCGUCGGUAUUUUAAGAAGAUGACAGAGAAGGACGAAGCUGCUCUGGCUCAAUGGAAGCGGUUUCGAGACCUCAGCAUCACCCGGUACAAGCAAACCUAUGCGCGUCUCAACAUCAAUUUUGACGAAUACAGUGGCGAGAGCCGGGUAAGCGAGAACUCCAUGGAGAAAAUUGGGAAAGAGAUGGAGGAGAAGGGUAUCUGCAAAGAGGACAAGGGCGCCAUGCUCGUCGACUUCACCGCACUGGUUCCCGGGAAAGAAGGCAAGCGCUUGGAAAAGCCGAUUGUCAGGAAGAAGGAUGGUACAGCAUUGUACUUGACGCGGGACAUCAGCGAGCUUCUUGCGCGGCACGAAAAGUACAACUUCGACAAGAUGAUUUACGUUGUGGCGUCAGCUCAAGAUCUACAUCUAAAGCAACUCUUUAAGAUCAUUGAGCUGCUUGGACACAAGGAAAUUGCAGAGAAGUGCCAGCACGUCAACUUCGGCCUAGUUCAAGGAAUGAGCACUCGGAGGGGUACGGUCAAGUUCCUCGAUGACAUCCUGAGAGACGUUGCCGACAAGAUGCACGAGACCAUGAAGAAGAACGAGAACAAGUACUCCCAAGUCGCGGACCCCGAAGGAACUGCCGAUAUCCUUGGUAUUAGCAGCGUCAUGGCUCAGGAUAUGACUGGAAAGAGGAAUAACAACUACACAUUCAACAUGGACGCCAUGACCUCGUUCGAAGGCGAUACUGGGCCGUACUUACAAUAUGCGCAUGCCCGUGUCACUUCCAUCAGGCGCCGGGCGGAUCUCACUGACGAGGAUCUCGCCGACGCGGAUUUGACGCUGCUUUCCGAGCCCCAUGCUGUCAACAUUGUCCGCCUACUCCUCCAGUGGCCUGACACGGUUCAGACCACGGUGAAGACGCUUGAGCCCACCACUGUGCUCACUUACUUGUUCAAGAUGACGCAUGCGCUAAGUAGCAGCUACGACCACCUCCAAGUAGUCGGGAGCGAACGGGAGUUGAUGAAGGCUCGUAUGGCACUGUACGAUGCUGCGCACGUCGUGCUAGGCAACGGAAUGCGGCUUUUAGGGUUGAAUCCGGUCGAUCGCAUGUAAACUCUACUAUGUAUGCCCGUUUUUUUUGUGGCAGAACGAUGUCCGUACCAGCCACUGACUUGCAUGGGGAUUGUUCGGUCCUCGGCCCUUGCGAGGGAUGCUACGACGAAGUUGAGAGACCGUUAAGAAAGCAUGUCCGUUACAUCGUUCUGGCAACUUUACGGUGGGAAGCGUCUUGGAAUUAUUUCUACGGCUUAUUACCGGUUGGUCACUGUCCGAGGAUCACACUGUUGAUGAGCUUAUCCCACGAGAUAUGGUGUCUCAUCCGCAUCCAGCCUAUGGGACCAUUCCCGGCUCUUACGGCUCAACUCAGAGUCCAGAGUUUUAAAUACCGUAGUCAAAUGCUGUCUAUAUUGGCAACUUG